AUGCUUAAUUCCAUCAAAUGUGUGUUGGUAGGGGAUGCAGCCGUGGGGAAAACAGCCCUCUUGGUGCGCUUCACGUCAGAGACAUUCCCUGACAUGUACAAGCCCACGGUGUAUGAGAAUGCAGGGGUAGACGUCUUCAUGGAUGGUAUCCAGAUCAGUCUGGGCCUUUGGGACACAGCAGGCAACGACGCCUUCAAGAGCAUCCGUCCCCUCUCCUACCAGCAGGCAGAUGUGGUGCUCAUGUGCUACUCGGUGGCCAACCAUAACUCCUUCUUGAGCCUGAGGAACAAAUGGAUUGCUGAGAUCCGGAGCAACUUGCCCUGCACCCCAGUUUUGGUGGUGGCCACACAGACUGACCAGAGGGAAAUGGGACCCCACAGGGCCUCCUGUAUAAACUCGGUGGAUGGGAAACGGUUGGCCCAGGAGGUGAAAGCCAAGGGCUACCUAGAGUGCUCAGCUCUCUGCAACCGAGGGGUGCAACAGGUAUUUGAAUGUGCUGUGAGGACUGCAGUUAAUCACGCUAGGAAGAGAAGUAGGAGGAAACUCUUCUCCAUUAAUGACUGCAAGAUCUUCUAA
Molecule: messenger RNA, 576 nt
Organism: Gracilinanus agilis (Agile Gracile Mouse Opossum)
Lineage: Eukaryota; Metazoa; Chordata; Mammalia; Didelphimorphia; Didelphidae
Gene: RHOH
Product: ras homolog family member H
Exons: 1
Coding region: 1-576 (191 amino acids)
Biological process (GO): small GTPase-mediated signal transduction
Molecular function (GO): GTP binding; GTPase activity
Source: RefSeq, a predicted model, not a curated record